AUGGCACAUAUCUAUGAGGUUGGGACAAGGGCCUGGCAGCCCGACACGACAGACGGAUGGGUUGCAUCCGAGGUGAAGGAAAAGCUCGUGGAUGGAGAAAAAGUGCAACUGGUGUUUGAGUUGGAGAAUGGCGAGACCAAGACCGUCGAUACCACACAGGCCGAGUUGCAGGUUGACAACAAUCCGAAUUUGCCGCCCUUGAUGAAUCCAGCUAUGCUGGAAGCGAGCGAAGAUCUGACCAACUUGUCUCAUCUGAAUGAGCCCGCUGUUCUGCAGGCUAUUAAACUCCGUUACGCCCAGAAAGAAAUAUAUACCUACAGUGGAAUUGUCCUGAUCGCUACAAACCCGUUUGCCAGAGUGGAUUCUCUCUAUGUGCCACAGAUGGUUCAAGUGUAUGCUGGGAAACAGCGCGCUUCCCAGGCACCCCACUUGUUCGCUAUUGCAGAGGAGGCUUUUGCUGACAUGCUUCGCGACGGGAAAAACCAGACAAUUGUGGUAUCCGGUGAAUCUGGUGCUGGAAAGACUGUAAGUGCUAAAUAUAUCAUGCGAUAUUUUGCCACUCGCGAGUCUUCCGAUCAGCCAGGAAAGUACACCACGAGUCGAGCGGAUGCAAUCAGUGAGACGGAGGAGCAAAUUUUGGCGACCAACCCGGUCAUGGAGGCAUUCGGUAACGCCAAAACUACUCGAAAUGACAACUCUUCCCGAUUCGGCAAGUACAUCGAGAUUAUGUUCGACGAACGAACCAACAUCAUUGGUGCCAAGAUCCGGACCUAUCUGUUGGAGAGAUCGAGACUUGUAUUCCAGCCACUGAAGGAGCGUAACUACCACAUCUUCUAUCAGCUUGUGGCCGGUGCCACUGAUGAAGAAAGACAGGAACUCGGCCUUCUGCCGGUAGAAGAGUUUGAGUAUCUUAACCAAGGUGGCACACCAAUCAUUGACGGAGUUGACGACAAAGCCGAAUUUGAGGCGACCAAGAAGUCAUUGCGUACAAUCGGUGUGGCAGAAGAAUUCCAGACCGAAAUCUUUCGCAUUCUUGGAGCUCUGCUCCACCUUGGUAAUGUGAAGAUCACCGCAACUCGAACAGAUUCAACUCUCUCAUCGUCCGAACCGUCUCUUGUGCGCGCCUGUGAGAUGCUGGGAAUUGAUGUCAACGAAUUUGCCAAAUGGAUUGUCAAGAAGCAGCUUAUCACCAGAGGAGAAAAAAUCACCUCAAACCUUACCCAGCAACAAGCCAUCGUGGUGCGAGACUCCGUCGCCAAGUUCAUUUAUUCCAGCCUUUUCGAUUGGCUUGUGGACAGGAUCAACCAGGGACUGGCGACAGACGAAGUUAUUGAAAGGGUCAAGACUUUCAUCGGAGUGCUGGAUAUCUAUGGAUUCGAACAUUUCGCAAAGAACUCGUUCGAGCAGUUCUGUAUCAACUAUGCGAACGAGAAGCUACAACAGGAAUUCAACCAACACGUGUUCAAGCUUGAACAAGAAGAAUAUGUCCGUGAGGAGAUUGACUGGACAUUUAUUGAUUUCUCCGACAACCAACCCUGUAUUGACCUGAUCGAAGCCAAACUUGGAAUUUUGUCCCUUCUGGACGAAGAGUCCCGACUUCCUAUGGGCUCUGACGAGCAGUUCGUUACAAAACUCCACCACCAUUUCGCUGCCGAUAAGCAGAAAUUCUACAAGAAGCCUCGCUUCGGAAAAUCUGCAUUUACCGUUUGCCAUUAUGCGGUCGAUGUCACAUACGAGUCUGAUGGCUUUAUCGAGAAGAACCGAGAUACCGUUCCGGAUGAGCACAUGGAGGUACUGCGCAAUUCAUCGCAUAGCUUUAUCAAGGAGAUCUUGGAUACUGCUGCUGCGGUCCGUGAAAAGGACUCAGCGGCUGUCUCGUCUAAGCAAGUUGCUGCCCCAGGCCGUCGAAUCGGUGUCGCAGUUAAUCGCAAACCAACUCUUGGAGGAAUUUUCAAGUCAUCUUUGAUUGAGCUCAUGCAUACCAUCAACAAUACUGAUGUGCACUACAUUCGUUGCAUCAAGCCAAACGAGGCCAAGGAGGCUUGGAAAUUCGAGGGGCCUAUGGUUCUCAGCCAGCUGAGAGCAUGUGGUGUACUGGAAACUGUCAGAAUUAGUACGGCUGGUUAUCCGACCCGUUGGACAUAUGAGGAAUUUGCCAUUCGUUACUAUAUGCUUUGCCAUUCUUCUCAAUGGACCUCAGAGAUUCGGGAUAUGUGUCACGCCAUUCUCCGGAAGGCCUUGGGUGAUGCCAGCCACCAGAAGCAAGAUAAGUACCAGUUAGGAUUGACCAAGAUUUUCUUCCGAGCUGGUAUGCUUGCUUUCCUGGAGAACCUGCGAACCUCCCGAUUGAACGAAUGUGCGAUCAUGAUUCAAAAGAAUCUGCGAUGCAAGUACUACCGGCGCCGCUAUCUGGAAGCCCGGGAAUCUAUUCUCACAACCCAGGCUUUCAUUCGUGGAUUCCUAGCACGGCAGCAUGCCCAGGAAAUUCGUCGAACCAAAGCUGCGACGACGAUCCAAAGAGUGUGGCGUGGCCAGAAGGACAGGAAACAUUACAACGAGAUUCGAAAGAACUUCAUUUUGUUCCAGUCAGUCACCAAGGGAUUCCUUUGCCGCCGCAAUAUUAUGGACUCCAUCAAUGGCAAUGCUGCCAAGGUUAUCCAACGAGCAUUCCGAUCGUGGCGUCAAUUGCGAGGUUGGCGUCAGUUCCGCCACAAGGUUAUCAUUGUACAAAAUCUCUGGCGAGGUAAACAAGCCAGAACUAUUUACAAAUCUCUUCGUGAGGAAUCGAGAGAUCUCAAGCAGAUUUCUUACAAGUUGGAGAAUAAGGUUGUUGAAUUGACCCAAUACCUGCAAUCUCUGAAGCUUGAAAACAAAUCUCUUGCUUCCCAGCUGGAGAACUAUGAGACUCAAUUGAAGUCCUGGCGAAACAGACACAACACGUUGGAAGCCCGUGCUAAGGAGCUCCAGGCCGAGGCCAACCAGGCAGGUAUCACGGCAGCCCGCCUGGAAGUUGUGGAGGAAGAAAUGAACAAACUCCAACAGAGUCACUCCGAGGCUCAAGCUACCAUCAAGCGACUACAAGAAGAGGAGAAGGUUUCUCGUGAGGCGCUUCGCGCUACGAAUGAAGAGUUAGGCCGCCUCAAGUCGCUCAACGGAGACCAUGAGAAAGAGAAGACGGUACUUCGCCAACGUGUAUCAGAGCUGGAGGAGCAGUUGGAAGUUGCCAAGCGAUCCGUGCCUGUCAACGGCAUGAAUGGCGAAGUACCAAACGGUGCUGUGGCCCCUACACCUGCCACCGGCUUGAUCAACCUUGUGUCUUCUAAAAAGCCGAAGCCUCAACGACGCAGUGCUGGUGCGGAGAAGGUCGGAACUGAUCGUUUCAGUGGCGCCUUUAACCCACGGCCCGUCUCUAUGGCAAUUGCUGGUCUCGGUGCCGCUCGCACAACUGCAGCCACCUCGCCAGGACUGGACUCUGUCGAGGCAGAGCUUGAGGGGCUGCUCUCCGAAGAGGAAGAUCUCAACGAUGAGGUCACAAUGGGCUUGAUCCGCAACCUCAAGAUUCCUCUUCCUAGCUCCAACCCCCCACCAACCGAAAAGGAAGUCCUAUUCCCCGCUUAUUUGAUCAACCUUGUUACUUCGGAGAUGUGGAACAACGGAUUUGUCAAGGAGUCUGAGCGCUUCUUGGCUAAUGUCAUGCAAUCGAUUCAACAGGAGGUCAUGCAGCACGACGGGGAUGAUGCAAUCAACCCUGGUGCAUUCUGGCUUUCCAACGUCCAUGAGAUGCUGUCGUUCGUCUUUUUAGCCGAGGACUGGUACGAGGCUCAGAAGAGCGACAACUAUGAGUACGAUCGAUUGCUCGAGAUUGUAAAGCAUGACUUGGAGAGCUUAGAGUUCAACAUCUAUCACACUUGGAUGAAGGUUCUGAAGAAGAGGUUGUAUAAGAUGAUCGUACCAGCCAUCAUUGAAUCGCAGUCUCUUCCGGGCUUUGUUACUAGUGAAACAAACCGGUUCCUCGGCAAACUGCUGCCGUCGAACAACAACCCUGCUUAUAGCAUGGAUAACCUCUUGAGUCUUCUCAACGGUGCCUAUAGAGCCAUGAAGGCAUUCUAUUUGGAAGAUACCAUCAUCUUGCAGACCGUCACCGAGCUUUUGCGUUUGGUGGGCGUAACUGCAUUUAACGACCUUCUCAUGCGACGAAACUUCCUGUCUUGGAAGCGUGGUCUGCAGAUCAAUUAUAACAUUACACGGAUCGAAGAAUGGUGUAAGAGUCAUGAUAUGCCAGAGGGAACUUUGCAGCUGGAGCACUUGAUGCAAGCAACCAAGCUUCUUCAGCUCAAGAAGGCGACUUUGAAUGAUAUUGAGAUCAUCCAAGACAUCUGCUGGAUGCUUUCCCCAAAUCAAAUUCAGAAACUCCUGAACCAGUACCUUGUUGCGGACUAUGAACAGCCAAUUAAUGGCGAGAUCAUGAAGGCCGUUGCCUCGCGUGUCACAGAGAAGAGUGAUGUGCUUCUACUGGCACCAGUGGAUAUGGAGGACAGUGGCCCCUAUGAAAUCGCUGAGCCGCGAGUCAUUACGGCCCUGGAGACCUAUACUCCAUCCUGGCUUCAAACCCCACGACUGAAGAGGCUGGCUGAGAUUGUGUCGGCGCAAGCGAUGGCACAACAGGAGAAGCUUCUCGAGAUAGACAAUGGGGUGCUGGAGGAGUAG
Molecule: messenger RNA, 4707 nt
Organism: Penicillium angulare
Lineage: Eukaryota; Fungi; Ascomycota; Eurotiomycetes; Eurotiales; Aspergillaceae
Product: type V myosin
Exons: 7
Coding region: 1-4707 (1568 amino acids)
Biological process (GO): vesicle transport along actin filament; actin filament organization
Cellular component (GO): actin cytoskeleton; cytoplasm; vesicle
Molecular function (GO): ATP binding; actin filament binding; microfilament motor activity
Source: RefSeq, a predicted model, not a curated record